AUGAGACAGCAGCUGUCUGACUGGCCCUUCAAUGAAACUGCUGUUCCAGGUAGAGACAGCUGGUCUGCCAUCAGCUGUCACCCUAUGUCUGGGGAAUGCUCCUGCAAGCCUGGUUGGUCUGGGCUCUACUGCAACGAGACAUGUUCCCCGGGGUUCUAUGGUGAGUCAUGUCAGCAGAUCUGCAGCUGCCAAAAUGGUGCUGACUGCGAUAGUGUGACUGGAAAGUGCACCUGUGCCCCUGGAUUUAAGGGUGCUACCUGUGGCACUCCUUGUCUUCCGGGGACAUACGGAGUAAACUGUUCAUCUGUGUGCAACUGCAAAAAUGAUGCCAUCUGUUCACCAGUAGAUGGUUCUUGUGCCUGCAGAGCAGGUUGGCAUGGUGUAGAUUGCUCAAUAAAUUGUCCCAGGGGUACCUGGGGACUUGGCUGUAACUUAACUUGCCAGUGUCUUAAUGGAGGGGCUUGCAAUGCUCUGGAUGGAACCUGUACAUGUGCCCCAGGCUGGAGAGGAGAAAAAUGUGAACUCCCUUGCCAGGACGGCACAUAUGGUCUGGAUUGUGCUGAACGCUGUGACUGCAGCCAUGCAGAUGGUUGUCAUCCCACCACAGGAUACUGUCGCUGUCUGCCGGGAUGGUCAGGCAUUCACUGUGACAGUGUGUGUGCUGAGGGACAGUGGGGUCCAAAUUGCUCAUUGUCUUGUUACUGCAAAAACGGAGCAUCCUGCUCUCCAGAUGACGGAAUCUGUGAGUGUGCACCAGGAUACAGAGGCACCACUUGUCAGAGAAUUUGUUCCCCUGGGUUUUAUGGACACCGCUGCAGUCAGACAUGCCCCCAGUGCGUACACAGCAGCGGACCCUGCCACCACAUUACUGGCUUGUGUGACUGCUUACCUGGAUUUACAGGAGCCCUCUGUAAUGAAGUAUGUCCCAGUGGCAGAUUUGGCAAGAACUGCAUUGGCAUAUGCACCUGUACCAAUAACGGAACAUGUAAUCCUAUUGAUAGAUCCUGUCAGUGUUACCCUGGCUGGAUUGGUAGUGACUGCUCUCAGCCUUGCCCACCUUCCCACUGGGGACCAAACUGCAUUCACACCUGCAACUGCCAUAAUGGAGCUUAUUGCAGUGCCUAUGAUGGGGAGUGCAAAUGUACCCCAGGAUGGACGGGCCUUUACUGUACACAAAGAUGUCCUCUAGGGUUUUAUGGGAAGGACUGUGCACUGAUAUGCCAGUGUCAGAACGGAGCUGACUGUGACCACAUCAGUGGGCAGUGCACCUGCCGCACAGGGUUCAUGGGGAAGCAUUGUGAGCAGAAAUGCCCUCAAGGCACGUAUGGGUAUGGAUGCCGGCAGAUAUGUGACUGUCUGAACAACUCAACUUGUGACCACAUCACAGGAACGUGUUACUGCAGCCCAGGCUGGAAAGGGGCCAGGUGUGAUCAAGCUGGUGUAAUUAUAGUGGGAAACUUGAACAGUUUAAGCCGUACCAGUACUGCCAUCCCUGCUGAUUCUUACCAGAUAGGGGCUAUAGCAGGCAUCAUUAUUCUUGUCCUGGUUGUGCUUUUCCUGCUAGUGCUGUUCAUAAUUUACAGACAAAAGCAGAAAGGAAAAGAAACAAAUAUGCCUGCAGUGACCUAUACCCCUGCUAUGCGGGUCAUCAAUGCAGAUUAUACCAUUUCAGAAACCAUUCCUCAUGGUAGUGGUGGAAAUGCAAACAGUCACUAUUUCUCUAACCCUAGUUAUCAUACUCUAACUCAAUGCACCACCCCACCUCAUGUCAACAACAUGGACAGGCUGACCCUGGCAAAGGCAAAAAACAGCCAGCUGUUUGUGAACCUUAAAAAUGUGGAACCUGGAAAACGAGGCAACAUCAUGGACUACACAGGGACACUGCCAGCAGACUGGAAACAUGGUGGCUACCUCAAUGAGCUUGGUGCUUUUGGACUUGAUAGGGGAUAUUUGGGAAAGUCCCUGAAAGAUCUAGUGAAGAACUCAGAAUACAAUUUAAGUAAUUGCUCAUUAAGUAGUUCUGAGAACCCGUAUGCUACUAUAAAAGACCCACCAGCUCUUGUACCAAAAAGUUCAGAAUGUGGAUAUGUUGAAAUGAAGUCACCAGCACGCAGGGACUCCCCAUAUGCUGAGAUCGCUGGCGCUGCUUCAGCCAACAAGAAUGUUUAUGAAGUUGAACCUACGGUGAGUGUUGUCCAGGGAGCAUUCAGCAGCAGUGGACGUUUCAACCAGGAUCCUUAUGAUCUUCCAAAAAACAGCCAUAUUCCAUGUCAUUAUGACUUGCUACCAGUUCGAGAUAGCCCCAAAUCCUCUACGAAAGGGGUCAGCAGUGAAUGA
Nestor notabilis (Kea) is the source of this 2337-nucleotide messenger RNA. It is a transcript of the gene MEGF10, whose product is annotated as multiple EGF-like-domains 10. Gene Ontology annotation, biological process: apoptotic cell clearance. The transcript has 17 exons. Gene Ontology annotation, molecular function: Notch binding. The coding region runs from base 1 to 2337 and encodes 778 amino acids. Lineage: Eukaryota; Metazoa; Chordata; Aves; Psittaciformes; Psittacidae. The record is from RefSeq and is a predicted model, not a curated record.